AUGUCCAGAAGAAUAAGAAAAACAAAGCAAAAAUACAAAGUGUCCCCCGCGCAAAGUCUACGAAGAAGACGAUCGAGGAAACGCGCUAAAGAAAGAAGACUGGAAAGAAAAAAUGGAAUCAAGAGAAAAAGUAGAAACCAGGGUAUGUAGUAUAUUUUCUGUUCUGGGUUAAGGAUGUUUCGAAACCCCCUUGAACAGUGGAUGCAAAAAGGAGCGAAUAGCUGGAUUGAGAAACAGUAUGAGCAGAUUUUUGGCUUGGAUGAAGUGAUGGAUGGUCGCUCCUUGAUAUACUCUUGUGAUUAGUUCAGGUCAUCAUGGAAGGUUUUAUUAUUUUGUUUGAGAUUACUAGCUACAACGCUUAAAGACCUCGUUCUGUUCAUGGUUUACUUUCUGUAUUCGGUCAAAUGCGAAGUUAUCCGAUCGAGUGAAAGCUCCCUAUUGAUGAUCUUCUAUCAAAAUCGUAAUGCGAAACUUUAUACGAGGUAAAGCAUUAUUUGACCGGCGUUCAGCGCUCUCAAGCACUAUUUUCAAAAAUUUGUUUCCCUGACAUGUUUUGACUGUAGAAAAAAUACGAUGUUUUGCUUGACCCAAAGGUCAAUCAUCCUCAAAUGUCUGUGAAAAUAUAUUAAUCCAUGUAUCAUUACAGAUUCCAUGAGAGAAAACAAGUUGUUUCUUCAACAUUUCGAUACACUUGUUCUCUCUCGGUUCCAAAAUUUACGGUCGAAAAGUUUCCAAAAUGCACCAUAUCCUUUGGGUGCCACUUCGGGACAUCCGACGCACGAACCGUAUCGUUAAAUGCGUAUAAUCUUCUCACCUGUCUUUCGAGUUGACGAAUAAUUCACUAUUUGCAUUGCCUUUCCUUUUAAGCCUUCACGUUUUUUGACAUUUUUACGGUGAUUUUAUUACUCUGACUCUAUUCUUUCGAAAUCUUUCUGUCUACAAAGUAUGAGACUGUGAUAGCCGUAGGAGUGCGCCUGUCAAGACUGUCAGUUGCUCAACUUCACGCCCUUGUUUUAAGCUGUUACAUACACAGUGAGUGUACCUUGCUAUUAGCCCGAAACGUAAAAUAAUUCUUAAAAAGUCAAGUGAAGAAACAGCUCGCUUUUACUUUUUUCCCGGGAAAGUUAACGUAAUUUCGAUAUCUUUCGUCAUCUUUGUAACAUGCUAUGUGCUCUGGAAGGAAAUCACGUAUUUGAAGAAAUCAGUGUACAUCAUGGAAAUCAUUUGACAUGGGGCGCGGGGCAUGAGUACUCGCGUCACGCACUUACCACGCAAGUGAUUGCCUUCUGGAAGCGGUGGGAUAGGAAAGAUUUGACAACCAGCGACUGAGGCGUUUUUCGUAUACUCAACCCACCCACCCGUAGCCUGUUUAAAGACCCCCCUCCCCUCACGAUUUUUUCCUGAGGGGAGGAGGGGUCUGUACCCAGGCUACCCACUCGCGGGACGUCAACCUCUCCGGCUUUAGCAUAAGAUCGACAUUCACAGGAACAAAGGCUCCUGACAUUCAAGAAAUUCGACUAAACUUGGAUAACCUCCUACUCUAAUAAUUUGGUCUGUUUUUUUCCCUUAGUAUUCUGUAUAAUCAGUAAUCGGCUCCUGGUAUAACCAAGAGCCAUUAUGGCUCUUGGUAUAAUUUAGCUCAUGCAUGCCUUCUCAUUGCACGAUAUAUUGCCACACGGAGCGGUAGAUUUUUCUGGUCAGAGUUGGUUAAGGCCACCCACCCCUAUCUUUCGACAAAGGCGACACUAUUUUUGUUUCGCGUCAAAGGUAGAGUAAGCUUGUUGUCAUCUAUGUCUUUGAGUUGUACAAAGAUUUGAUUUCUUUACCCUCACAAACGCCUUUGAAUAUGCUAGACCAUGCUUACCCUCUUGCUCAAUCCAACUUUGUCACAUCUUAACCUCGAGUCAAAGGUAAUAAUAUGCAAUUUUUCUCCUCGCAUUUAGGUUCGUUUGUAUACCGGCUGUCAGACAGACAUGCCCCAAGAGGGUGUGUCGCCGUGCGGGGGAAGCAAAUAGAACUUAUUUAAAGCCAGCCACAAGAUCGUGCCAGUUAUUUUUAUUUCACACAAUGGUGUGAAAACCCUCCAGCUAGCUGAGACGGAAAUCAAGAACGCCUCGCGCGCAGCAGAUCGGGUGCGACUUCUGAUUUUAUACUAGCCUGUUUAAAAACUAUUUUGGCAUGAGAGACAGUCACGUCACUCUUGUAAAAGAAACUGCAAUUGCGUCGCAGUUUGCGAUUUGCGCAUCUUGAAGUGGAACGAUUCCAAAUGCUUUCAUGGAUUGUUUUAUUUCAUUGUUUUGCUAGAGUUGAAGUUCCCUUUACUGAAGUGCUUUGGAAAACAUAUUUAAGGCUGCCAAGUUAUUUCUGUUUCCUCAUGAAAAAUCGGCUUAAAUUGAACUUGAUGAGCUUUUAGCCAAGCCCAUUUAAUGGUUUGUUACCAUAGAAACAGGCCUACGGAAUGCACGAAGAUCUAACAAUCUGAAAUACACUAUUGAAAAAGUUCUUCGUCCAACAGCUCUAUAACUUUCUGUUAUCGUGAAACUCGUGAGGUGACUGGUAGCAAGUCUACAUCUGGUUAUGAAUUCCUGCUUUGCCAUAAAAGCUUUCAAUUCAGUGAUGUAUAUCAUGUUAACAGUUACGCUUUUUAGUAUAGUACCCUUGCGGCCAUAAAAUGAUCGACAAUGAUGAUGAUGAUGAUGAUGAUGAUGAUGAUAUGAUUAUCAUUGCUGUUUUCCUGGGCUGUGUUAUUUUUGACUUGCGAUCAGGCGGUCUUUCUUCCCUUUUCCGGGUUCCUCCGACAAAAAAAAAAUAAAACGCCUGAUCACAGUAUAUUUUUUCGCUGUGGCUAUAUGGCCGCGUUAUUUUUUAUUCAUCAUUGAUAGUGUUAUUUUUAAGAGGGUUUCAGUUUCAAUAGUUCAUGAUUGUUAGUUAAUCGCUUGAGUUGUUUCGCUCUGGGAUUGUCUUAGGCUCGAACCCGGUAUUAAAAUGACUCAGGCUUUUUCUCACCCGAGAUUAUGGAUAUUACAUCUUUCUCAUUUCCUUGCUGAGCUGAAAAUUUAUCUCAAUAUCAGGAGCCGAUUAAUCGGCUCCUGUCAAUAUCCGUUAUCAUGCUAUCAAUUUUGUUCUAACAGAAAACUUACGCAUGCAAACGAAUUAAGUUCACAAAACGGAACUUCGCUUGACACGUUUACUGAAUAUCGUUCGUUCUACAUUUUAACGACCUUUCUAUAUAAUUAAUGGAAGCACCUUGUCGGUAAUCGAUAUUUUAAUGCACUAUCGACAGAAAGGCGAAACUUAAUUAGUUUCAUUAAUUUUUAGCCUGCGGUGUUUAUAUUACGUUUUUUAAAAAAGAUUGUAUUAAUUUUGUAACCUCUCUAACUAGUAUAAAAGCAAAGUGUUUUAAUGAGAUACUCGUAAUGAAUAUGGCGAAAAAGACAUGCGAUAAAGCUCGUCUUUUUCCUUUUUGCUAGUUUAAAGCGGAGUGCCUUCGUUUACAUGUCUUUGAAACUCAAUCGCUAUUUCCUGAAAGAAAAAGGAAAGUUAAAAACAAUUCAUACUGUCAAAACUCACGCGGUAAAAAUUCGGGGAAUGGCGAUAAAUAUCAAUUCAAGAAAUAGUUUGAUAUCCUCUCUACCUCUGAAAAGAAAACAAUAACUUAGCAAAAGAUCGCGAUAAAACGUUACAAUGACAGACCGCUUUAUCGCGUGACGGGUAAGAAAAACGCAAAAAAUGACUCGUCUAAAAAUGUUUAACAUGAGAAAGCUAUCUUAUUGUCAGCUGUCCUCUGUGCUCAAAAAACCUCUCUUUUCCAUGAUUUCAUGGAUGAUUCUCUGUAAACAAAGAGAGGGAAAAAAAAAGAUAGGAGGAUAGUUUUAAAUGAGGAGGUUCCCGAUGGAACGAGGCUGUUUUCCUUCCGGAAAACGCUCCUCGCAGGAGAUAAAAGGGGUGAUGAAGGGUAAACCAUUGACAUUAAAAAGUUCUUCCUAAAAAUUACAUUUCAAGAAAAAUCGUAAAAGAUUGAAAAAAUUACGUAAUACCUUAUUUAAAAAAGAUUGUAUUAAUUUUGUAACCUCUCUAACUAGUAUAAAAGCAAAGUGUUUUAAUGAGAUACUCGUAAUGAAUAUGGCGAAAAAGACAUGCGAUAAACCUCGUCUUUUUCCUUUUUGCUAGUUUAAAGCGGAGUGUCUUCGUUUACAUGUCUUUGAAACUCAAUCGCUAUUUCCUGAAAGAAAAAGGAAAGUUAAAAACAAUUCAUACUGUCAAAACUCACGCAAUAAAAAUUCGGGGAAUGGUAAGAAAUAGUUUGAUAUCCUCUCUAUCUUGAAAAGAAAACAAUAACUUAGCAAAAGAUCGCGAUAAAACGUUACAAUGACAGACCGCUUUAUCGCGUGACGUGUAAGAAAAACGCAAAAAAUGACUUGUCUAAAAAUGUUUAACAUGAAAAAGCUAUGUUAUUGUCAGCUGUCCUCUGUGCUCAAAAAACCUCUCUUUUCCAUGAUUUCAUGGAUGAUUCUCUGUAAACAAAGAGAGGAGAAAAAAAAGAUAUAGGAGGAUAGUUUUAAAUGAGGAGGUUCCCGAUGGAACGAGGCUGUUUUCCUUCCGGAAAGCGCUCCUCGCAGGAGAUAAAAGGGGUGAUGAAGGGUAAACCAUUGACAUUAAAAAGUUCUUCCUAAAAAUUACAUUUCAAGAAAAAUCGUAAAAGAUUGAAAAAAUUACGUAAUACCUUGUGAAAGCACCCCUGAAGAGGUUUUCGUUGAUGGUCACCCCAAAUGAUUUCAUUCAAAGACUUGAAAAUUGUUGACUCAGUUGUCAUUGGGAUUGAAAACCAUUCCUAUUAAUCUGAAGUAUGAGCAAAAAGCAAGUGACUUUUUUUAUCAGGCGAAGAAAUUAAACAAUUCAUAAUCGAACGGAAAUGAAUGGGCUGUUUCUAGACACUAUAGAUUACCAAAAACAUGGUAAUAAGAUACCGUACACGCGAAAUGAUUGCCAAGGUCAUAGCCAAGGUCAACAAUUUCACGCUUCUGUUUUAUCUUCCGUCACAGACAGAGCGAUGGAAUAUGUAUUAUAGCACAUAUCCUUGCAACAACAAACAUUUAAAUCAACUGAAAAAUACAAAAACAGCCGCAUCCGUAAAGUAAUCGGUUUCGGUUUUGACAAAAUCGAUUGAUCUGUUGAAGGACUUCGAACUUUUAAGCGCGGGAACUGGACAGAACAGAGGCCAUCAAAAAGAAGAUUGGUCCAAUCACUUCAAUGUGACAAGGAAAUUCUCUUGUUAAGAGUGUUGCGUGGGAUUCUGAAAGACUGUUAAAGUUUAUAAGACCAUAUAACAACUACAGCUUUGAUUUCAGUUACUUUUAAACAAUUCGCUGUUUCCUGUAGCCAGAUACUUCCCCGAACCAAAAAAAACAACAACCGCCCUAAACUAAAUUUUUUGGGUAUAUCAUUAUAAAUUGUUAGUUUUUCAUUAAAGAAAAAUUCUUUGUCGCAUUUCCACAAACGAGACCAGGGGGAAGAGUUUUGACCGAUUCCGUUUCCGAGUGCAAUCAGCUUUCGUCUUAUGUUACAGAAAUAUAUAAAUUCACGUUCCAGCUUGACAACUUAAUUAAUUAUUUAUUUAAGCACAACAGUCCUGGAAAAGGUGCGUUAUGUGUGCAUUUAAUAUUCUUGGUGUUUUACGUAAUAUUACUCGGAUUGUACGUUUAAAUUAAAACAAGAGAUUAGAAGUCUCUGUGUAAUCAAAAAACUGCCAAAUAAAUAGACCAAGCUAUAGACGAAACAAUAUUGCGAGUUGCCUGAAGGUUGGGGGCCUGUAGCCGAUCACAGUGGAUGGGUCGGUUUUCCAAACCAAGGCGCGUCAAAAAUUUGCUUGCUGUGCUUUUUGCAAACUCCUUGUUUCCGUUGAAGCCGGCUAUAACGGCUCCAAAGUUAUUAGAACAGUCAGCUAAACAAAAGAAUUCUGCGGUAAAGCUCUUCUCCUCCGAGAACAAUAAGCACAAAAACAUCAUUGAAGUCCUUAAGCCGUCCCAAGUGUCGUCUUGGAUGCACGCUCGAAUAUUUUAGUAGUUUUUAAGUAUUUCACAUCAAAAUAUUACUGCAAUACAUUUAUAGUUACAUAUUAACUCAGUUUCUUUAGAAAAUGAUCAAUUCAGUGUAAACAGUCUUCUUUAAAAAAUUACGAUUUUAUGGAAUUUUGAGCUUCGUUACCAAUGUCUUGUAGGUUGAGUUGCAGUGGCAUCGCAAAAUGGUGCAUAAAGUGAAACGUUGAACGGUUAGCAAAGAACAUUGAUAAGUUAUCUAUAGAAACUGCUAUAUUAUCUUUAUACGCCGGUUUUUGGAGAUUUUGUGGUUGCUUUUGAACUCAGAAUUGUUGUGUUUACGGUAGAGGUUUCGGCCUGUAAAAUGAUUGGUUCUUUUGGAGAUGUAAUUAUCAGGUCAUUACCAUGUGACGUCAUCGCGCGGGCCCAUCUCGCUUUGCUUCUCAGUGUUCACAAUUUGCAUGGAGGAAUCUUGUGACAAAAAUUAGACUGCAUUUUCUUUCUUCGGUUAGCCCUGGUUAUUCGACACUUUUCGCCGGGUCGUGCUCAAGACAUCAAUCCUCGAUUAAUUCUUCAAGUUGAAUAGAGUUGAGCACGUGCAGAAGAAUCGAAUUUCAUGUUCUAAUCUACAAUGAUCUAAACUCGCCACAGGGCUAAAACUGUUCGGAUCGAUUGUUUUGAGUGGAGAAAACAGUUUCCUGCCCUGUCCCAUCGUUGCCGACAGCUUUCCUUGGCCUUCCUGCAAAGUGGUGUCGUUUAUUCUGUUUUCACUGUGUAAGGAAUGACAUCGGAUGUAGAAUUGGGGAGACUAUCUUGACGAUAUGCCCGAAAUCGGUGAGAGCGCUGAUUUCUACAAAUACGCUUGGCUUCGACUCUUGUUAUGUGAAGUCUUACUGUUUCAGUUGUUUGGUGUUCGUCUAAAUUAUCAAAUUUCUUGAAAAAUGCGAUGUCUUUGGGAAAGGCAAACUUUUAAGCCGUCUUCGUGUCACUGGGGAUUAAAUGUCGUUUUAAGUACCUCGGUUUUGAAUAAUAUGAAGGUUGGAGGCUUACGAGAAAAUUUCGGAUUAGUUUGCUUCAAGGAGACAAGUUAUGGCGUUCAAACCUGCUCUCAUAAUUAACACAACACUGUUUUUGUUUUUCAGGUCGGGAUAAUUUUGACCACUAUGAUAAAGGUAGGACAUUUGUGGCCAAUUCUUAAAAUUUAUUUGUUUAUCUAGCGAUUUCAGCAUAAUAGGAAAGCUUUAUCGGAUUUCUUUGAAGUUUGUACAACACAGGAAAGUGCCAUCGAAACGCUUCUUGCCUUCUAGCACUUUCCCUCGGCCCAUUGACAAACUCUAUAACUUUAACAUCCCAGAGAUGAUUUUACAAGGUCAGUUGUUGCUUAGACCAUAAAUUUACAUUAACAAAGUGUUGUGACUAAUAAGGAGGAAGCGUUUUCGCCUAAGAAAAUUGUAAUUUUCUUGUUUGAUCAAGUUAAUUCGUAAAUGGCCUGUGAAAAAGUUUCGUGAGUACACAAUUCUUCUUUGAUUCGAAAUUUGUCAGAGGUUGCUAAAAAAAGCUGGUUGAAGGUCAGUGAUGAGCAUUCUGGAUAGUUUUGGCAUUAUUUACCCUUUUCGACAUCCAAAUGAAAUCUAACGCACAUAUCGAUGACUUAAAACUAAGCUUUAUAAUAGUUAUACGACGUACACGUAUUGAAGCCUUUAUAAGGAAAUGCGUUCAUAAUAGGUUUCUCUUUGCCAAUUUUAUUGGAAAACAGGCCAAACGAUUUAAGUGAGCAGAUUCUUGUCUGCUCAAUCUCAGCAUAUUCUAGAUGCAGUAUUAACCGGUUUAUUAAGUGCUCUCCACAAAAGCGUUCAUAUAAAAUUUAAUGGUGAGACGAUUUUUCAAGGAUCAACCUUUCAACUAUGUGGUUUCGAUCUGCUUGCAGGCGAAAGAAAGGUCUGUCAAGGGAAACUCUGUUCCAGUAGUAUUGAAACAGGAAAAGAAGUCGCAGUUAAGGUACAGUUGUUAUGCUGAGACUAUAUUUAACUUACAUACGUUGAGCAAAGUUCAUUUAAUUGCCCUUUGAGGUUAAAUCAUGUUGUAUAAUACAAAAUGUUUGAAACCAUUAAAGUACACCAUGAUUUCUUUCCGGCCUGCUUCAAAUAGCUUGUUCUUUCUCUUGACUGAAAGUAAUAUAAAAAUUAAAUUAAUCAAGAUAAUAAUGAGACGUGUUAAAGUGUAAUUUCAGUUUAUUUCCCUGCGAGAAUGUUAUGUCCUAGCAUGUGAGUAAAUUAAAAUCAGGCUUUUUUUUUCAAGAAUUUUUGCAUCCUAUGUCUUGCAUGUGUUCCGUGCGGGAAUUCUUGGAAAGUUCAAAAAGCUAUAUAUUAAGAUCUUAAACAAGCAAUUUAUCUGAUGUUCUGUGGUCUCGGGUUUCAUGCAUGUGACUGAAGGUCACAGCAAAAAAUUGAUUUUUUUUCGGUUUAGACUAUUUGAAUUUCCAUCAAAGACAAGGCUUCCUGUGGAGAGAACAAUUACCUAGGCAAUUAUGAGAAAAUAUAGUUAUAGAGCAUUGAAAAGUUCUUGUAAGUUACUAUCGUCACAGCUCAGUUUGGGGUUGAGCUAAAAAAAGAAGCAAGCACAAUUCAGGUGAAAACUUCCAAAAAUACUCCAGCCCACUCAAAACCAUGCCAGCAGAAUUUAAACAAUCUGUUGGUGUCAAUUCUAGGGUUUCGGUGUCUGUCGUUCAUCUUUCCCGAUAAUUUUAUUAGUUCCAACAAACUAUCCCUGUUUGUAUAAUAAGGACAUUUUGUAUAUAUACCAUAUGUUGUAUUUAGAAGUUUAAUUUAGGUUUAAUUAUACGAUUCAAAGUAUGUGAUGAAGUAAUUACAAGUCUGAGGGAGGAUUUUUAUUUCUUUCACUCUUAGGCCUGGUAAAGGCAGAAUGAUUUUUACUAUUCUAACUUUUUAAACUGUGGAUGAAGUACUGCUUAAGGGAGGUGGCAUGGCAGAGCAGCUAGGGUGCUAGAAUUGCGGUCCAAGGGCCCAAGGUCUUUCCCUGCCCUGGCCACCAACUGCUUAUGUUCUUGGUUGUCCUGAUUCAACUCCUAAGCCAUGCUUGUAAAUAGUCAUCUGGUUUAUCUCCAGCCAGUUGGGAUUCUCCCAAGAUUAGCUUGAAAAACGUCUUUUGGUCCACUUGAAUCUAUUAGGUGUUUUCAAUUUGUCAUACAGUACUUCUGUAAAUUUGAACUGUACUCUCCUGAGCAGAAUUGCAAAAUCCACUAACCCAUGGUUAUCAGACAAGACUUGCAUUGCAUGCUGAUUCUUAACCUUAUUACAUAUAUAUAUAUUCUUUUUCCAUUCCUAACAGUUAGGUUUGGCUGAUAUUAUCAGGAAUUUGAAAAAAUCUGAGUUUGAGAAAUCAGGAGGCUAGUGUAUUAAGGCUAUGUUCAACUAUUUAUUUUGUUUGGAAUCAAUCUGUUUAAACAUGCAUUGGUACAAUAAUUAAAAGUGAUUUCAUUUAUAAAAUCUUUUUUUUUGUUGUAACAUCAACUCCUUUAAAUGUUCACAUAUAAUUAUAACAGGAAAGCAACCUUUAUAAUUUAUCAAGGAAUUUCUCUGGGAAAUUUAAAGUUGAAAAAUAAGGAGGCUUGAUUUUCUUAGAUUGAAAUGGACCAAAAAAAUUGUGUAGGGCACAUUUCUUAGGAAAAAUGCUUUUGCGGGCUGCCUUCAUUUGAAGGGUCUUCCACUGGAAAAAUAAAAUAAUUCAGUGUAGUAGCUGAGAAUGGCAUUUCAGUGCAUUUUGAGCCACGAAUCAGGGAAAAGAAUUUUAGCCAUGAGGAUGGUUCUGUACUGUGCCUUAUUGACCUACAUUUGCUUUGUUUUAUAUCAAAUUUGUUUUUACAAACUAAGUGUUAAGAAGCAAAUACCAAGGAUAUAUCUGUCUCUUAAAUUUUUUCUUUGAGUAGCUGAUGCUUCCUUGAUGUCUAGGCGGCAAUUAUUGUAGCUGGUUGCAGGUGCUGUUGGAGAACUCCGAAUUUAUUGUUAGAAGUACUCUUUUUAAUCCUUUAAAAGGGAUUGAUUGUUGUGUUAAGAUGAUGAUGUAUACUUUCCCCUUUUCAUGACAUUGGCAACUUGCUUUUUUGUGUUGCACAAGGUUUUCUAUCAGAUACUGAUCAUAAUUCGUCUGUUCCAGAAUUUUAGUCUUAUAGUCUUAAUCCUUAAAAGAAACAAUUCCUCAUUGUUGUGUUGGUUAAAUAUGUGCUUCCCUUUGGUGACCUUGUAGAUUGUUGACAAUCAGCAUUCCAUUAUCACCUAAAGACCGGUUUGUUUUGUGGUGAUCCCCAAAGGACCUAGCUUCAAGGAGCUAUGUCCCACGAGGUGCUAUCUUUUUAAAAAGCCAAAACUUUUUUUGCAUCAAUUGCAUACCAAAAACAAUGGUCCAGUUUUGUUUUGAAACUGUUUCUUGUUGUCUGUUGCAACGGAUGGCAAGGAUGGAUGUGGAUCAACACUUGAAAAAGUUGGGCCAACUUUUUGAAGUUUUACUGCUGUCGCUGCAAAAAUUACCAAAAAAGCAUUAUGAUUAGUGCUCCGUGGUAGAAUUAUUUCAUAUCUUCUUGAUAUCUUUAUAGGAGCAUUUUGUGUAUGGCCAAAAGCCCUAAGUUUAAUGACUUCAGUACAGAAUUCACCUAAAACAGCAUUAUCCUGCUCCUCACAAUAUAGCCCUUAAAAAUGAGGUUAGCACAGCGAUAAUUAAUGGUGCCAAUCUUAGAGAAAUGCAAGUCCAAGGAAAAAUAAUGGCAUUCUUUCAAUGCCUCUCCAUUACCACAGAGUUUAGGGUUUAACCAAGCAUUGUAAUUUUUGAGCUUGUCACUCAAUUUAGACUGUCUCUUAUCACUUGAAUCUAGAUCAGAUUUCAGGUUACUUCCUUUAUAAUGGGGUGAGAAAUUCAGGCCAAUAUCUAUGCAUGUGGCUGUUCACGGUUGUACAUUUCAGUUGUGGAUUUCAGCAGAUGGUCGUGUUGUGGCAGGUGUAUAGUGGUGACUCCCUUGUGCGAUUCUUUUCCUAGAAAGAAGUCAGGCUUGGCCUAGUUGCUGACAUUUAUCCAGCUAGUGUGACUAGCGGUCAUUCAAGCUACUUGACGUUUUUGCUCUUUUAAGUUAGUCCUAGACACAUGAUCAUGUCGUGAUUUCUGUUUCGGAAGUGCGAAAUGAAGCAAAAGGUAUGUCGCAACCUUAAAGCUUAGGCCAUUAUUUUACAAUCUCCAUUGGAUAGCAAUCUAAUGUACUUGUAAAUCGUGAUAAAGCUUUUCACAAUGAGAACUUAGGCUUGAAGUUUUUUGUUAGAAUGUUUAUAUGUGGACUAAACCUUACGAGUGAGAUCAAGUACAGCGUGAUUACCGAUAAUUAUAUGCUCUGCACCUCCAUUCAGUUGGUCUUGUGUAAUUUAUUUCUUUGACAGUCUCAUAUAUUUAGACUGGCUGGAACUACUGAGGAAAUAUAACAUUGAUCAUUCAAAUAUUUAGAACACUUUGACCAUCUCACCAUUUAUUUCUCAUGAUCGGAUGUUACUCUUUGAGGACGUGAUAAUCAGUUUUCUGCAUUGAUUAGUUGGUAACAAUUAUUUGUCCCAGUUAAUUAAGAAAUACUUUUCAGAGUGACCUUAUCUGACUCAUUGCUAAUUAAAAUAACAUUGAGUUUGUUAUCAAGUAAGUGAUGGUGAACAAUAAAAAUUAUUGCUGAGGUAAAUUCUUGCAUGUUUCAUUAGAAAUAAAAAUGAUGCAUUUUUAUGUGGGUUGUUAAAAUGUAAAAAAAUGAUGUGAAGUUGAGCUAGCAUGCAUGUAAAAGUCAUCUAAUACUUGCUGCCAUGGUAGCAUUAUGUGAAAAUUUGUGUUACUUAAUGAAGCUGUUUGCAUGGUGAUAAAAGAAAUGUCAGGUACAUGUAGGUUAAAACUUGACAAUUUUUUCUUCAUUCUGUUUGGGUGAUAUAAUUACGAGAUUGAAUGUAAUUUCUUUGUGCACGUGAAGGAUGAAAACUUAUUUUUUGCACAAAAUCCCUGCCCUUAGGAAAACAUAUUUGUCUUGUGGGAGAUUGUAGGCUGUGUAUUAAUUAUUACCCAGUUUGGGGUCAGUCACGUACAAAAUCUUGACACUUCCACACAACUUUAUUUUAGGGCUAGGGUUGGGGACUGCUUGUCAACUAAUCUAUUCAAUAAGUUAUUCAUUCAGAAUGUCUUUAAAUUUAGUCUUUUCUACAGUGUGGAUAUUGAAGCCCCAAAAUAAUAAUCAAGAGUUCAAAGACUGAGAGAAGUGAAAAAUGGCUAUCUGUUGUUAACUCAUAAUCAGCUCAUUUCCUGUCAUCAGUGGUUGCUAGUGAUAAAUGACUGCCAUAGUUCAACAGAGUUGAAGAUUGAAAAAAGUUGCUACUAUUCUAACAUGCACAUUUUGUGUUUUGUUUCUUGUUAACACGUUUGUGUCCUAUUCCAUUGUGAUAAAAAAUGAGAGACUGCCCCUGCCCAUGGCAUAUUUUGUCGUGGAAGUAUUAUUAAUACUUGUAAUCCUUAUUAGUGCCAGAGAUAAAAUUCCAGCACAUAUGAUUACUACAGAGAUACAUGACUUUGGUCAUGAACAAUGAGUUGAUGUUUGGAAAUUCUUAGACAGAUCAAUCUUUGGUAAUGCGUCAAGGUUCUCAUUGUUGUUCAAGUAUCAUGCUCUCUCUGCCGCAGACACGUCUUUUGCUUGAAUUUAAUUUUUCUAAAUUAUCUGUAUGAAAAGUGUCUGUGAUAUCAUUGUAAAUCUCUUUCUCAAUAACAUUGCAGUUAUCAAUUAAUUAAACAAAACAAAACAAAAUCUGUGCAGAACUUCCUUAGCGGAAAAAGUGCAUGUAUUAUAAAUGAGAUUACCACUGUGUUUGAGAAACUUAGCUAAUUUGAUUUUGUAGUUAAGUUAAUUAAAGUAAAACUGUCCUGCUAGGAUGUUUUUGCCCCACGGUAGUUAAAUGCAUAUCAGUUUUCCUGCUUCCUGUUGAGAAAGCAUAAAUCUUUGUUUUCAUCUUUGAAGAGCUUGUGAAUUGAUGUAAAGCAAAAAUAAAAGGCUGAGAUCAUGUUGAAAAACUCCUAAUGAAUAGCAUUUUACUGUACUUGCCAUGGUUCAAUUUUAUCCUAAUGGUUCAAAUUUGAUACACCUAUUUUUUAUAUUCAUUAUUAUGCUUAAAACAUGCAAAAAGAAAAGGAACAUAAAAUUCAAACCAAGGAUAACAGUGAACUAUAAUAAUUCACACUGGGCUUAAAGUGUUUGUAUCAUUUAUUAAUUUUGUUUUAUCCACAACCGAUUUUCAAUGUAUUGAAAAAGACCUAGAUCAAAGAUUGCACAUGUAAACAGGUUUUUUUAAAAUGCAAUUUAAAUUUGUAUAUGUUAGUCCAUGGUUUGAGUUGUGGUAAGAAUAGCAGUGUCCAUCUACUGCCCUCCUGGAAAGAAAGAAUUUUGAAAAUGUAAAACAUGCUGUUCUGGAAGGUCAAGGAAGGCAAAGGAAAGCCACAUGCAGCACUUAAAAACUCAAAUAAAUCUGACAAGAUCAGAUCCUCUACCAAAUCUCCUCUAUAAUUUUGCUGUCAUACUAUUACAAAGGCAUUUGUACCUGCAUGUAUAUUGUGGUCCAUCUGAUCAAAAAAGCAAGGAAUGAGAGAAGAAAUGUUCAAGUUUUUUUCCUGCAAGUGAAAACUUUGUAAGAAAGAACAUGUCCAGAAGUUACAUGUAGUCUUAAAAUGGUAAGAGCUAAUCUCAAGCAUUUCUUGUUUAUAAGAGGAAUGAUGGCAUUAGGGAUUGACAGAGAAAAAUUGUCUUUUCUAUUUUCACUUGAACAAUAACUCAGAUGGAUGAUAAUUUUUUUCCUUUUUACAAAGUUAUGAUAAUUUACAGCUAGCACACAAAAUUUAUGGGGAUGUGUAGCUUGAAUGAAGGGCUUGGGUAUUAAUGCCUUCCGCUAAUGGACUGACUCUUGUUUAAACCUCUCUACAAUGGCUGCAGCUUUCUUCUGUCGCCAAGGUGGCCAUGGUGGUGAGGUUCAACAGUAUUUAGUUUCAGAAAGUUUGAAUACAUUGUUUUACGUUUAUUAGGUUUGUCACCAUGAAGAUUGUCAGGAGAUAAAUAAUGGAAAUCCCCUUCUUCUUUGCCUGAAGUGUGACGAAGUUCACCACCUUGGUGCGGCAUCAAAUCAUGCAAGGUUCGAUGUACCGGGUAAGUUGGCGCUUGAUUCAGGAUUUCUAACUUUAUGUACUAGUACUUUUUCACAGAAGUUGUUGUUCUCAAAUUGCAUUUGUUUGCAUAAUCCACAAUGUGAUUAAUGUAAUUGUAAAAUAAAAUUCAGGUUAAAAUGGUUUCAACCUAGUUUCUCAUCUUUCCUUUGUGUCCUAGCCCAAUCAUGAGUUAUAAAUAAUGGAAAGUGACAAUCAAACUUUAACUUGAAUUUCAUUUGAGACCAGUUGGUGACCCUAUUUUAUUUUCAAGGCAGACCAUCUCUCGGUAUUCCCAUCAUAAGAUCUCACAUGUUUGAUUAAAAUCUGUCUAUGUUUUAUUUAGAGAGGCCAAGUACUAAUUUAUUCAGGAUGCCAUCAGCUGGCUCAGAUUCUGGGAAUGAAGAUGAUUUGGAAUCUGAGCCUAACAAUAAAGGGUGAGUUUCAUUCACUUGUUUUAUUUUAAGACAUUUAGAUUUACAGAACAGGGAAAUACAAUGUUGAUUAGAACAGAGUCAGGCGUCAUGUUAAUUGUAUGCUUGGCAGUAAUUGCAUGUAGAUUGAAGACUUGCCGCUUAAGUUGUUGUAGCACUUUAUAAGUAGGUUGAGUAUGAUCCUCCUGGUGGGCAUAGUCCUGAAUUUAGGACUAUAGGUUUACCCGGACGAUGGGUUCAAACCUUUCACUGUAGCUCUUUAGUUGCAUAAAAUGGAUAACAAAAGUUAAAGGGUUCCUUUGCAACCAGAGAUCAAAACAACAGCUGUUCAACGGACAAUGUCCAGCCAGAAUGGCAUUUUGACUGGCCAAAGGCUCCACCCGCCAGUCAUGUUGACCAGUCUGUCCUGAACAAACAGCCAAAUCCUCACCUGUAAAUGUUAGAUUUUGUUUCUUUGCAAAAAUACAAUCCCAGUCACUAAUAGAAGACAACAUGAGGAUCAGUUCAUUUUUCCUGCAACUUUUUGACUGGUCAGAAAACAAGACAUAUACCAAGCAAAAAUUUCUUUGGCUGGUUAUUGUGUCCAGCCACCAUCAAAAAAUUAUUUUGAGCCCUGGCAGCCCAAGGUGAAAGGUGUAUGUUCUUACACAAGACACUAGAGAACACCUUAACAUUAACUUCACAUAACUAAUUUGCUUGGAAUGAGAUUAAGCUGAGAGUGUUUUUUUUUCUAGGAAACAUGUACAAGGUGAUUUGGAGCCAUUGCUAGUGAACUUUUCUGCACGGGGCUGGAUUCACAAAGACCUUGUAGGAUAGGAAAUAUCCUAAAUAUAGUUCCUUAACAAAAGCCUGUUUUGUUUGACAAUAGUUGAGAUAUGUACUUGUGUUAACUUAGGAAGCCUUCAUUAAUCCAGCCCCUGAUAAAACUAAUUGAAACUGUGUAAACUUUCAUACAUCCCUGUCACUACAUUAAUUAUUUGUGUUCUUCAUUUGUUUGUUUUUGUUUUAACAGUGACAAGAAACAUCGUGGCUAUUCCACUGGGAAGCGCAUGUUUAAGUUAAACACUGCAGCCAAGAAAAAACCAAGGAGACAUAACACAGAUGUGAGUUUGUCAAACAGUCUUAACCCUUUAAGUCCCAAUAUCAACUCACAAAUUGGCCGGACUGAUCUCCAAACAUUAUUUGAAGGUUCUCAAUAACAGCCGGCAACCAGCAAAAUUUGCCUGCUAUUUCACGUGAACUCGCCACCUACUUUUCUUUGGAAAAUCCCCUCCAAAAUGCCAAAAUUUAAUGAUGCUUGUGUUCUGUUCAAACACUCUACUUUUCGCUCCAGAAUGCUGGAAAAGGAACUCUAAGAGGCCGAGAUUUCAAAAGUAACUUGUACUUUUGGUGCUUGCAAGUUGUGCAUGUGGCGUGCGUUUUUCCUUUUCUGCCCACUCCAAAGCUUUUGCCUCCUACUUAAAACCUUGCUGAAAAACCCUGUCCUUAAUUAUCAGUCGAUGAGAAUUUGAUAGAAGAUUAAAGGAUUUUUCAUUGUGACCAUUUGAUAAAUUCCCAUAACUUUUUCUCUAGAUAAUGAAUAAGUGUUUUUAGGAGAAAAUUGAUGUUGGUCACUCUGGAGAUUAAGAAAAAGGGUUAACUUGAUUAUUUGAAAAAUAUUGUAAGAGAAAUGCUUUACAAUAACAUUAAAAACAUUGCUUUACAUGCUUGCUUUUGAAUGAUGUACAGUGAAAAGUUUGUACAGUGAAGAGUUGGGUCUGUUAAUGUAGUUGGAACAAUGUACUUGUAUAAUGUGGUUAAUUCUUGGCAUAAUACCUCUUUGGGUUUUAAUUUUGUUGUUGCUCAGUUGAAGCGUAAUUGCAAGAUCAAAACAGAUGCUUGCAGCUUGUCUUAUAUUAUUCUUCAUUUCCAUUUUCUUAGGAUCCUGGUCGGGAUUUUUUUAGUAUUAAAUUUUUUGAUCACAAGUCUGGAGAAUUCCAUAUCAACUUGGUCCCUGCACUCAGUGGAAAAUCGUUAAGGUAUGUAAGUCUUUGAGGAGUAUUGUAACCUUUUUAGGACAUUGAAUGUAACCCACUUUAACUGUAGGAGUUACUGUAUGGUGUUUUAUACAAAUUGUAUAAUGUGUAAGAGGCAGUGCUACGUUUCUGAAGCUAUGUGUUGUAAGUGCAUGUCUUAUUUUUGGAAAUUAUUUUUUCAACUUAAGCUUAAAUUGACUGUGAGUUUAUUGUAAGAGUAAAGAUUGAAAGACAGUGUCAAAGCAUAGACUUUCAGUGUUGUUGAUGAUAUAUAAUGCUGUACAGAUCUGGUUGCAAUGAACGUCAGUUUUAAAGCUUGCCCUUGGGCAAGCUGUUUUAACCAAACCCACAUGAAUUCAUUAGGAAUUUAAACAAAUUUGUCUGUUUUUAUUACAGUACUUCUAUAAUAUAAAUUCCUCCUAAGAACUUACAUGCCUGUUGGGCAAGCUAAAAACAGAAUUCACUAGUCUGAUCGCCACUAGCUGUGGGCUAAUGAACACAACUUUCUUUGCAUGCUGCAAAUGUAGGUUGCCUUCCUGGCCAAUAUUUCAGUCAUAUUUUUCUCUUUUAUCACAGGGAUUCUAUUGAGCCACUUUUUGAGUCACAGAACUUUUCGUUUACAACUCACUCAGUAUUUCUGGAUUCCUCAAACACUCCUCUGCCACUUGCCUUCGAUACCUUCCCACUGGGUGGAAAUGUUCUUCAUGUGAGAGGUAUGACCAACGUUUUAUUUCUCCCUAUACUAACAUUGCACAAUCAAACUUAAAGGUUGUGAGGAAAAAGGAAAUGUGUUCUUGAUUUUAAACAUAUUCUAAUCAUCAGACCAUGAUGAUUAUUGCAGUGUAUAAUAUUAUUAUACACUUACAGAGAGUGCCAAGUUCUGAUGAACAUCAGGACGUGAAAACAAAACUAACCGGUUUACCAUGGGGUGUCACAUUAAGUCUUUUGUUAUUGCUAGACUUUCACUUCAACGGCAACAGAGAAUUAAAAAACAAAUCAAAACAUUGUCGGUCCUUUAAAGCUUUACAAGAACACAAAUUUUAUUGUUUAAACUGCUAAAUGAACAAUUCACAAAAUACAUGUACUUUCCUUGCAUCAUCUGCACCUUUUUCUUCCUUUGGCUGCAAUAUUUCUUUUUGGAUAACUUCGAAAAUCAUCGCUCUUUAGCUUAAGGCUCCAUGUUUGCAUUGUCGUGUUCAUGGCAGUAUUUUUCCCGCCUUCUGUCACACCACCUUUCACUAUGCUUUGAGCAUGUGAUGUUGUAACCUGAGUGGGGUACAAUGGCUUUUAUUGUAUCAUUGUACAAUCGAGAUAAAUUUGAAUUUAGUCAAGGCCAGUACAUGACCAAAAAUCAAUCAGCAGCAAUCCCUGUGUAUUUGCACAAAAGUCUAGGAAAAUAACAGCAGGGUAUCUUAAGAGAGAAGUAUGAAGGCCAUGCAUGCUUAACCAAGUAGUACACUUUUCUUUUCUUUAGCUAAUGCAGACAUGAAGGUGGAUCAGAGAAUUAUAGACAUGGUUAGUGUGGAAGAGGGGAUGACGAGACCAAAGAGUUCCUCUUUCUUGCAUCGGUCUGGUUCAUUUACCACAAAGGGUAGCAAGGACAAGGGAGGCACUGUGAAAAAGGCAGAGAAUGAGGACAAAGACAGUGGCAAAGAGGACAAGUUACUUCAACAAUUUAAUAAAACUGUAAGUAACAUAGUAACAGUCACUGGUUUAAACCCAAAAUCCUGUCAUAAGUACAUGUAGAUGGACUUUGACUUUCCAGGUGAUUGUGGCCCAGGCCUAAGUUGUUCAAAGCGCUGAAUAACAUUUUUAUUUUAUUCACUGGAUAAAUAACUCGCCAGCAGAUUAUUAUUAGGGACUGAAUAGAGAUUUAUCCAGUGGAUAGCGCCACCUUUUGAACAUGGGCCCUGAAUAGGAUUGUUACUGGCAGUGACUCCAUCACAUUUUGACUAGCCUGCGCCAUGGCUGAAACUAAACCUCUGGUUGGGUCUGUCUGCAAGCUAGCACUGAAAUUCUUGUUUGAGGCUCCCACUUGUGUACCAGGAUUUGAGUACCUGCUGUGAUUGGCAUGUUAAAGAAAGCCAUUGUCGAUUUGCCAAUCAGGUUGCAGGGAAAUUGGGCAUAUUAUUGUUUAAAAAAAGACAAUGUUCCCAUGCCAUGCCAGGGUUUAUUCCUUCAAACUGUAUGGCUUUUUGUCAAAAACCUUAAUUCCUUGCAUAUUUUGUUCUUUUACUUGUGGUAAAAUUAGACUCAGCGAGGCAAGAAAAGCAUGGAAGCUCUAUUUGGUAAAGAGUUUGGUGGCAUGCAACCACAACCAUCAAGUCCAGUUCUACACGGUGGCAUGUACACAGGAGGAAGUGGGUCUAUGCCGAGACCAAAGUCAGCAGGUCGGCUUCAAGGGUUAUUCAACCAACCCAAAUCAAUGAAGGUAUCCCAUACAUUUAAACUACAUGUGUUAUUAUAUCAGUUAAUUUCUUUCAAAUCCAAAGUCCAAACCACAAGUCAGUCAGUAUAUGUCCCUCCAUGACAAUAGCAUUUUUAACAUAUUUAUAUUACUUGUGAUCAUUAUUUUUAAGGGAACACUUAAAGAUGCCUUAGAUCGAUACUCCUUGUAUGGUUUGGAAGAAAAUUCAAGCUAUGAUUGUAACUUCAAAAGUGAGAUUGAAGACAUAAUUAAGCUGGUAAGUAUUUUGUUUUCUGUGAGCAUCCUUUGAAAGCUAGUUACGGGAGAUAACUUCAAAGCAAUUUUUUUCAUCCUUCUUCUUUUCUUCCAUCAGAUGGCCCUAAAAAGCCCCUUGAAAAUUCUUUUUAGAAGAAUAGAUGCUGCGGAGAAGUUUUUCUUCAGGAAAUAAUAAAUUGUAUACUAAAAUUGUUUUUUUAGCACUCAAAAUAUUUUUUAGUUCUGGGUUCUGAAAUUUCCAUUUGUUUACCCUGGAAAACUCCUGGAAUUUUAUUUCUUUUUUUCUUAAUGAUAUCAAACCCUGACAGCAUUAAUAUCUUUGUUAAAUGCAGUUUAAUUAAUUGAAUUGUGUUAUUGUGGUAAAGUUAGAGUUACAAUAAUUACUGGUAUAUUUGCCAUAGGUACACAUGUAAUAGCUGGUUACUCUCUUAUGUCAGCCUGCCGUAGUGAUUGGUUCACUGGCCUGUGUGACUGUUAAACCAUCACUAUUUUUUUUUCCCAGCAGACUCAAAAAUAUUGUUAAACAGUGCAAAGCUAAAUUAAUGCAUCUUUCUACCCCAAUGCUCUCACUUAAGAGUUCAUAUGCACACUAGAGAAUUAAGAAAUAUGCCUGUCGCUGUUUUUCAUUACUUACAGGAGACAUCAUGGACAGAAGUUGUCAAUGAAGCUCAUAUUAAGGUAAAAUGAAAAAAUGAGGAUUUUCAACAACUUGAAAUAUUUGGUUAGAAGCAGGAGUAUGUGUGUGUUGAAAUAAUUUUAGGUAAGAUUACUGGCACAUGUACUAUGACUUUUUCUUAUUACUCCAUAUUUAUUUUCUCUGUUCAUCAGGCAAUGAGUAAAAAACAGAAAGACCAGCAAGAAGCCAUCUGGGAAUUGUUGUCAACAGAGGCAGCGUACAUUGCUAAACUGCAUGUUAUCAAAAAGGUAUGGUUUAGUGUUUGUGGAGUGUGCAUUCCUUUCUAUUUUAUUUAAAUAUAUUCUUGUGUUGCUCUUCUAGUCCUCUUCACAGCUAAGAAAGGUGAAUAUAAUAUUAACAGAAAGAUAGAAGCUGUCAGUGUCUCCUCAAUAACAAGCACUUGAGACGAACCAUACGAUAUCACGAUGAUCACUAGCCUUCAAAACCUUUUCAAUAUGAUACACAGUUUAAAUCGAGGUUUCACUGUACGCAACCCUUAAGUUCAAAAUAUGCCAUAAUCAUAGUUAUCUAUCGCAAGAACCAUCCACCCUUUCUCCAUCCACCCUUUCUCUACUGCUACCUGUACGCCUAGCAAACAUAUGAAACGCCCUCUCCUAACCUCCGAUUACUCCUAGUAUUGUAUCAUAAUUUGUUAUUUCUGGAGGUAAAUUUGUAUGUACCAAUUUUUUUUUUUGUUGACAGCUUUUUGUGCAGUGCCUCCGAAAUUUGCAGAGUGAGGGAUUUUUAACUGAGGUAUGACCAUUUUUCAAUUUUUUUCAUGACUUCUAAUAUGAAAAAGUGAUGUUGGUGAGUGUUUUUUUCGCUUUCGCUAAGUGCCAACGAAAGAAAAAGAAUUUGCCUACAUCACCGGUUUUAGUUCCAAUGUUUAUAAAACCAUUUUAGUUGCUGAGCCGAGAAUUUCCACUACAGGCACUCCUCGUUCCUACAUUUCUGCCAUGCUCUUGGCCUUAAAAUCGCUCUUAUUCUUCUGCUUAGACAUUUUUUAACCUUAAACUUGUCGAGUUUCAAACAGCGAAAGGGAAAUAACAUUUAUAGGUUAGCGCGAACUUGAAAUAGUGACUUGUAGCUUGUACAAGUAUAGUAGUGUGGCAGAGAACAUUGUCCGAACUUUGGAGCUUCGUUUGUUUACAACAAUAUUAUCAAGAGUCACGUGAAACUACAUGUGAAAUCUAAUGCCACUAAAAUUCCCAGGGAAUCUACACCUUACAUUACACUUUUCACAGCACAAUCAAGAAUUUUUCUGCCUGCUGCAAUACUUCGGGUGGCAAUAAGCUGGCCUUCUCGCAUGCCGACCGUCUUUGUUCGGCUUGCUCGUUGGCAAUAAACAUUAGUAUCAGAAAUCAACUGCCUGCAUAACAAUAAUAAUAUUGUUAUACAGACUGUUGAUUUCUGAUACUUAAAAGUGGGGUACUCCUCGUUGUAAUUUUUACACUAUGAUCCACUUUUUUGUUCAGAUUGAAGGCUCCAAGCUUUUUAGUAACGUGGAGGACAUUUAUACGGUUAAUUUAGCAUUUUGGAUGGCUAAUCUCAGCGGAAUAGUGGAAAAUGUAAGUAACCUCUACUUUUUAUCCUUGGUAAAUCUUGCAACAGAAAACUGAUGAAAACAUGACCUCAAAGUAUAUGGUUCUUACAAAUUAACCUGGGUAGCUGGCAGUAUAGUUAUGCGCAUGGUACUUUCUUGGCAUCAAAUCUGCAAGGGAAAGCUUCCUCCCAAUCUUCAUGCUACUCCACCACCAAAAAUCAACAGCUUUCUCCUGCUUAUCGUGCCAGCUACACAGGCUAUAUGUGACUUACAAAGCAUGUAGAGAUGUACAUUUCAGUAGCUGAAAUAUAUAUGUACUUCACAUAUCCUUUAACUUGGUAGACAAAAAUACGGAAGACGGGGUUUUGGUGUCAUAUUGAUAUUCUUUUUGUGCCAAAAAAAAAAAAAACAAAUAAGAAAAGAACAAGAGCCAAAAGAGUGCUUAUUGAUGUAAGUGAAGGCCACAUGUAAAAGAUAGGAUUUUCUGCUUCCUUAGUAAUAAUAAUAAUAAUAAUAAUAAUAAUAAUAAUAAUAAUAAUAGUAAUAAUAAUGUACCACUUGUAAUAUUUUUUUGUACAGGCGCGGCAAACCAAGGAUCCUCUCAAUCCACUAGAUAUGGAACAAGGUUUUAACAUGGUUAGCAUUAAUGUUAGAUGUAUUGCUCUAUUAGUGGGCUGUGCUCCUGCAUUUUGUUCAUAUUGAGUAAGUAGUUAAGAAAUGGUCUGGCCACUUCAAAGUGCUACUAAUUUUCCUGCACAGCAAACUAACACCAUGGCCUGUUGAAGGUCAGCAGCACUGAAGCAGUCAAAAUGUUACAACACUUAACAUAGUGAGAUGAAACCAUUUUACACUUAAUGGCGCAUGUUGAAUAUGAUUUGUCAUUCUACUGUUGCAAACUUUUGAUUGGGACAUUUGGAGCUGGAUGUGUCACUCAAAACCUGCGCUUACAGUAAAGGUCAAAAGAAUGUGGGACACUGUGGAAAAACCCUUCAAAGUAAUGGUUACCUAGGUGACAAAUUUUUGAUUGGCUUUGGGCUCAACCCUCCAUCCUCCCACUACCCGAGCAAUUUUGCCCCCCUCCCCCCUAAAAAAAGACUCAUUUCUACCAAUUUUGCUCAAAAUUUAACACUGCUUGGGGUGGGGGGAGGGAAGGUAUGGUGGUAAGACUUUUGACCUCCAUUGAAACUAGUUUGGACUGUCUCUGAUGCAGGCCACCUUUAAGUGCCCUUUGUUAUUAAGACGGAAAAUUAAAUUUUACCUCUGGAUGUUGUUUGUAGUUUGAGUCGCACUUUGACCCUUACAUCCAGUACUGCAUGGAGGAAGCCAACUGUUUGAAGUACUUCAAGGAAAAACUUCUGGAAAAUGAAGAAUUUAGAACGUACAUCUCAGUAAGUAGCUAUCAUGGUAUUUUUCAUUUUCAUUUCAUUUUUUCUUUUUUCAUUUUUUCUUAAUCUUCUAAGCCCCAUGGUUAGUGAUGUACGUCGUGAAUAACUAUUUGAAUUGGGGUCGGGGGACAUUUAUUUGGCUAUUAUUGUACUUUUCCUUUUUUCCAUUAGUAGUUUAAUUUUUUGAUGAGUCAAGUGUUUAUUUUCCUGCUUUGAAGACACUUUGGCGCAACUUGUGACAAAUUAAUAGCAGUAAAAUUUAAACUGCUAUGAAUAAAGUGAGUUUUUAAAUUAGUUGGUGUAUGCAGCAAUAAUAAGCAGAUGGAGAACUAAAAAGCUAGAAGGUUCUUUGGGUUAUACUUUCCUGUUUUUCUUAUUACAGUAGUUGGGGGUCAUGCUGUUAAUAGCUAGAGGAAAUCCCCGGCCCUUGUCCUUGAAUGAAUGUAUGCAUUUAUAAAUAAAUGUAGAACAAAAAAGUUCAACACUCUCCCAGCUAAUAAAUUUUCACUUUCCUGCUGUUCGGCCCACAUAUACUUUAACUUUGUUACAAUCUUAUUUUUUAGUGGUGUGAAGAUCACUCAUAUUGCACCGACCGGCUCAAGUUAAACGAUUUCCUGGUGAAGCCCAUGCAGAGAGUUACAAAAUAUCCUCUGCUUGUGAGAGCGAUUUACAACAAAACUCUUGACAUUGAGGUGAAGGAACAUCUAACUAAAAUGGUGAGUUAACUGAUCACACACUAGGAAGAGUGUUACAAAGAGGUGGAGCUAACCUUUUUUGGACUCUAAAGUGUUUGGAUUCUAGGUGUGACAUUCUUUGAGAUGUAUACCCUAGAAAUUCACAUGUUUUAUGGUAAAACACAGAAAAACGUAAAAACAAAUGUUUCUGGAAUGCUGUUGCAAUGUUGCAAGGAAAAAGUCAAUCAGGCUAAAUUGUAAAUGUGGCUAAUUAGUCAAACACAAACAAGUGCUGCCCAGCAAUUAACCUCCCCCCCCCCCCCCAAGGAUUGGUAUGUGGGGUGGCCAGGGGUUGCAAGGGCUAACGUGUUUACAGCUCUCCUUUAGAUGUCAAGUCACUCUGCGUUUGUUCUCGCUACUGAGCAGUUCUUACUGAUUUUUCCGUUUCUCCCACACUCAUCUAUUGUUGAUAGGUUUAAUAAUUACUGGUUUUUGAUUGUUUGGUUUGAUUAUGUGUACUGUCUCUUAUUGUGAUUGGUCACUAGACAACAAAUAUUCUUGAAGUAUUUCAGGUGUUCAUAGUUUUCUGCGCUAGUAACUGUUCACUCUUACUAUUGACCAAAGAAAAAGAAAAUUGCCAGAGAGGUGAAAUUUCUUUUUGUCAAAUCUUAUAAAGAAUCAGAGAGGUUUCAUUUGAAUGGUAACACCAUAGAAUUUCGUCCAUAGAUUUAAAGUCAGAAUGACAAAUUAUCUCUCUGAAAAGUGGUCUAGGAUUGAAGGACUCAACUCCACUGCCAAUGUAUUUUGCCAACCAUUUCCUUUGCUACCUCAACCUCAAGCCCCCCGCCACUUCUGCCUCUUAUGUCAGUCGGCACCCGAAACCAUUUUCUUGGUAUGACUCCUCAUUAUAACCGUAAGUUAUCCUGAAUCUUUUUUUAGCGUGACCGGGUUGAAUCAUUUGUCAGUAAAGUGAAUGGGGCCAUGAGAGUACGACACGAGUUGGAAAAACUCAAGGCAACAGCAGAAAGAAUUCAAAAUAAUUACAAUGUGGUUGAGGCUGUCAAUGAAGAGAUGGAUAAGGUAUUGAUCAGUCUUGUCUAUCUUAUUCUUGCUAAUUCUUGUUAUUUAAUGUAAUGAAAGGAAUUUCCUUUAAACCAUGGUAAUUAAAUUCCAUCAUGUUUGCUAGAGAACCUUUUUUUGUGCAGCUUAAUUUCUGCCGCUUUGUUUCUUAAAAUCGCAAAAAUUAAGUUGCGCAAAAAUUAGUUUUAAUGAAACCCUAUUAUUGGUCAUUUCUAGGUUGAAUUUUUUUAAAGCAAUGAAAUUCGCUUCUUUUUUUCUUAAGAACUUUUUUUGUGCAUCUUAAUUUCUGCGGCUUUUUUUUUGAAGUCGCAAAAAUUUAGUUGCGCAAAAAUUACUUUCCAUAAAACCCUAAUAUUGGUCAUUUCGAGGUUAAAUUUUUUAUAGCAAUUAAAGUUGCGUCUCUUUUUCUAGAGAACUUUUUUUGGGCACCUUAAUUUCUGCGGCUCAUUUCGUUGAAAUCACAAAAAUUAUUUACAAUAAUAAAUUGAUUAAGCUAAUGAAGAAAUGGCACCAUAAUUUCGCGUGGUUUAUUUUCCAGAGAAUGCUUUUUCGUGCUCCUUUAUUUCUGCAGUUUUUUUGUUGAAAUCGCAAAAAUUGCAAGAAGUGAUUAAUUGCAUGAAUGUUGCAUGAAUGGAUGGUGUAAAUGUCUCCGAAGUUACAUAUGUUGCAAAAAAAUAUUUAUUGAUAUGGGACUAAUUUGUUUUUCUUAAAGAUUCUCCAAGAGUACAGUUCCUAUGACUUAAUGAGACCAAUGCCUGGCUUAAUAGAGGAUGAACACCGCUGUGUUAUCCAUGAGGGACCUCUCAGACUUUUAGAAAAACAGGGCAAGGUAUAAACUUUUUUCCUUCCGAGUGUAACCAGAAACGAUACGUCAGAAAAAAAGACUACUAUUUGAAAAUUAUCAAGAACAGGUGCUACUAUUUGAAAGUACUUCUGAAGAGGAUUCGUGUGAUUGGCAACACCAUAGGAUUUUAUUUCCGGACUCAAAAGUUAGGACUUCCUACCAUAUAGAUAGUAACGUGGAAUAACUCCUACAGAGGUUUUGAUUGAAUGGUCACAUCAUAGGAUUUCAUUGACAGACUCAAAAGUUGGAACUUUUUACUACAUAAGUAGUACUAUGUGAAAGUUCAGCUGAAGCAGUUUCAUUUGAAUGGUCAUAUCUUUGAAAUUCAUCCACGGAUUCAAAAGUUAUGAAUACCUUGUACAGCGUUAUUGUCACUACCACGGGGGAGUAUUGCGCAGUUGGUGUCACUUGAAUGGUGACACCGCAAACACUGUGGAAAGCUCUUUCUAAGAGAGACAAGGUGUUGAGAUAAGAAUUAAGUGACCUAGAUUUAAAGCAAUUUGUUGAGGAACGGCCAAAGAACGUCCUCUUUAAGAGAGACGUACAAUUCUUUUUAGAAUUCUAAUUCUUACUCAGGUUGAUUUCUGUGUCAUCAUUGAUUUCAGAUGGACGUGUAUGUCUUUCUCUUCACCGAUCUUCUUCUUAUCACUAAAGCAAAGAAAGGAGGUGACAGGUUUAAAGUUAUCAAACCGGUAAGUUUGAAUAUGUGGCAGAAUUAUCUAAUCCCUAGUUCUUGGCUUUGGACGUAUUAUCUGCAGCUUGAUCAAGCAAUGACUUCACGCAAUACAACUGCCUUAAAGUUAAUGACGGGGGAGGAGUAUGUAUUUUAUAGUUUUUGUGGACUGAUGAUCUCCUGGUGACUUGUACGUUUAUUAAUGCUGUUUAUGUUUUUGUAGCCUCUGCAAGUCGACAAGCUUUCUCUAAGUGCUUCAAAAGAUCAAGGUAUUUCAAUGUUUGAAUUUAUAGUUUUGACCGUUGAUUUGAUGAAACAUUUGAAAGCAUUUUGUCGCAUUGGCCGAAAUAGAAGUGGAGAUUUGCGAUCUCGUUUUCGACGAUUUUUCUCUUUUUUUUUUACGCAUGAAGGUUAUCAAGUUUCGAAAAUUUUUACCCUUUAAUGAAAUUUUUGAAAUUUUCAUGUCCUCUUUAUCCAAACGCAUUUUUUUUCGUUGUUGGGUUCUUUUUGUCUCACAGUACUCCUAGAUAUUGUUAGUCAGAGUAUGUUAAUGAAACAGGUACAAAGAAGCUGUUAGCAUCGCCACCACCCCCCCCCCGUCCCGCCCAUCCUCCAUGUAAGGGAAUCCAAGACAGUCUUGGAUUCUGGAUUCCAGGCUGUGGAUUUCGGAUUCAAAGUACUGGAUUCCGGAUUCUCUGUCAGUGGGAUUCCUGAUUCCUUGAGCUGUAUUCGGGAUUCCAAAGCCCACGAUUCUGGAUUCCUCAAGCAAAAAUUUCCUGGAUUCGGGAGUCAGGAAUUCCGUACAUGGGGCGAAAAAGCAGCUGUAACGAAAUUGGUCAACUGUACUUUCUUUUCUCCCAUUCAGGAACCUUCCUUCUUAUUUACGUGAACGAAUACAACAUUGCAGUGCAAGCAUUUGCCCUCCAAGGAACAGUGUCAGACCAAUCACAGUGGAUGGAAGCCAUCAAAAAGGCCCAGGUAUGAAGUACUCUAUCCCUUCAAGUCCCAAUAGUGACCAAAGUCAAUUUCCCCCUAACAAUAUCAAUACGUAAUCAAGAGAACAGGUUAUGAGUAUUUAUAAAAUGGUAACUAAGGGAAAAAUGCUUUGAUCGUGUAACAGAUUCUCUCAACUAAUCCUUUAGGGAAAUGUAUAGAGAUGAGUUUUGAGAAUUUGUAUCUACACCCUUUUAGGGAUGUAUCAUUAUGAAAAUGAUAUCCGAUUUACUGUUAGUAAGUAUGUUUGAGAGGUACCAUUUUUUAAUGGGGGGCACCUAUUCUGUCGAAAAUAGGAAUCAGUUUAGGUUUCUGGGAAACUGCCCACCUACCCCUCUCCUAAGUCAACAUUUUGCCCUAAGUGAGAAGUUAGUGUUAAUGUUGCAUUGGCUUAAGGGAGGGUGGGUGGGCAGUUUCUCACAAACCUAAAUUGAACCGAAAAAAGUAUAUGAAAGGCUAAGAGUGGGACCUUGUGGUGGAGCCUCCCACCCCCCGCCCCCUCCCCCGAAACUCCAUCAUUUACUCUGGGAGUGAAACUGUUAGGUAGUUUGCUUAAAAUACAGUACUAACCAUCUUUUCUUUUUGUUUCAGAAACUCUUCAUGGUUGCCAAACUCGGCCAGGGCUCUACCAACAUGCUGCAGAUGCAGACCAGUAGUGACAAUGAUCUUGUGAGUCCAUCUGGUCUGGUCACACCUGGACUCAAUUCUUCGCCCGCAUUUCCACAUGCCGAGCACCGUAGAUCGUCAGCAUCAUCGAUAAUGUCCCUCGAAUCCGACUCUGAUGAUGAGUCUAGUGUGGCUCUUCCUCCUCGCCUUCGCUCUGAUUCUGCGUUAACUUCGAUGACCACGAUUAGCAGUACGUCUUUUGCUAUGGACGUGAGAGGACAAGAUGGAGCUGGUGAGGAGAAAGAUGAACGUGUUGCACCGCAGCUAGAAACUGAACUCAUGGCGCCAGAGGAAGAACUGGCCGCUGAAGUUGGAGCUAUGGCGCUGCCAAGAUCAGAGUCGCUCAGCAAGAUCUCGCGAUCUUCAUCUGCACCGUCAAAGGAGAGACCACGAGUUGUUGAGUCUACUUCGCUGUCUCGCUCUUCAUCAGCACCUCAAGGGCCGACACCCGAACGGGUGUUGAGUUUAAGAGAAGGUAUAAUUGUUAAAAGAAGAGAGCUGGAAGAACACGAGGGAUCGGUGUCAUCAUCUUCUACUUCUUUAAAUGACUCUGCUGUUGAUUCGGACUUACCGUCUCCGUCUCCGUUCCAAUCAUCUUCCAUCGACUUCCCAUCUUUACCUCCGCCUGAACCUCAGGAAUUUGAAUUAACAGACGAACCUCAAUCUAACUCUGAACUUGAAUCUUCUGCCGAACAGGAUCUUCAUCAAUUUUCGUCAUCACCUGAUGAAACUAUUGUCUCUCCUACGCUUGAUAGCGAGGAACGAAUUUCUGAACCCGAUCACGAGCAAGAGCAAGGGGCUUCCUUUGAUACAUCUGAAGAUGAUUUAUCACUAACUGCUGACUCUGAAGGAAAUGCUUCCGUCUCACAGUCAGGAGAAACUUCAGGAUCUGAAGUUUUACAAAACCUGCCUGACUCCCUUGAAUCAUCCGUAAAACCGACUCCACAUAUCAAAUCUCAACUACUAGCACAAGACAAAAUCCAGUCCGCUAUUACUCCCGCCGAAGCGCAAAGAAAAAAGGUAUCUUUGCCCCGUAGAUCUUCACCAGUUGUUUCUCGGAAGCAGCGACCUGAGACUUUUUCAAAAGGUCAAGGUAAAAGUGAUUCGGAUAUAAAUGGUAUUUUACGUAAAAUUCGGGAUGCACAAGCAGCCGCACCAAAUGCUCCGAACAGUGAAUCAUCACCUUCAAACAGUCUAGAACGCGCGGGGAAAGCAGGGAAAAUCGGUAAAAGGUCUUCAGAGAGUGCAAGGUGUCCGGUGAAGCCAGAUAAAUCUCAUUAUCCUAUGAGUGCGAGUUUGGACUUGGCAGACUCGUACGCUAAAUCGGACAGUCGCAAAGACAAGGGCUAUGCCCCACCUCCCGGAUCGUUGUCAGUGUCUAGAAAAAAGAGCAUGUCUCUGUCCGAUCUCUUGAACAUUGGGAAAGAUUUAACUAGUAGUAGAUGGAAAGAUAAAGAGAGUGACAAGGACAAAAAUCAACCCAAAAUUUUGGAGCCUCUUAGUCCGCUAAGCCCGUCAACUGACGAAGAAACUGUUUCUCAUACGGAAGGAAAGAAAGAGGAGAAGAAGUCACGAUUUAGUCGACUUAGAAGAAAAUCAAGCCGAGCGGAACUUAAGGAUGGGAUUGCAUCUGGUCCUAAUAUUGAUCCCAAAAGAGCUUCAAGACACUUCUUCAAGGAGUCGCUAAUGUUGGAAUCUUCGUAA
Messenger RNA from Porites evermanni, 29613 nucleotides. NCBI's taxonomy places the organism in Eukaryota, Metazoa, Cnidaria, Anthozoa, Scleractinia, Poritidae. The record is from the annotation of a GenBank genome assembly.